Molecule: messenger RNA, 543 nt
Organism: Rodentolepis nana
Lineage: Eukaryota; Metazoa; Platyhelminthes; Cestoda; Cyclophyllidea; Hymenolepididae
Source: the annotation of a GenBank genome assembly
AUGAUUAUGGUGACUAAUCCCGACACAUAUAAUUAUUUUAAAACAACUCGAUUAUAUUUGAACGAAUUUAGGACGACUCAGUGCCCUUUAUUUCUCGAGCAGCAGUGUCAUAAUCAUCGACCGUAUACCUGUUUUUAUUGGCAUUUUCCGAAUCAAAAACGGAGGCGACCGAUAAAAAAACCAGAUGGUACUUUCAACUACAAUCCGGAUGUUUACUGUGAUAAAUAUGAUGAAAAUUCAGGUGCAUGUCCCGAUGGAGAUGAAUGUCCUUAUGCACACCGAAAUGCUGGGGAUACAGAAAGACGGUAUCAUCCGCGUUAUUUUAAGACUGGAAAUUGUAUUUAUGAGACUACGGAAAAUGGAGCUUGUGUCAAAAAUGGUCUUCACUGUGCUUUCGCACAUGGGCCUGAUGAUUUACGCUUGCCUGUCUACGAUAUUCGAGAGGUUCAAGAUGCAUCUUCCUCAAAAGUUACUGUAAAUCUUCCCGCCAGCUUAGAGAAGGAACGAGUUCUCAGCGAAGACCCUGCGUGGAAUGGUAAUUAG